This is a messenger RNA of Phaeoacremonium minimum UCRPA7, 612 nucleotides long. RefSeq names its product putative zinc finger domain-containing ring-type protein. Bases 1 to 612 code for a protein of 203 amino acids. Lineage: Eukaryota; Fungi; Ascomycota; Sordariomycetes; Togniniales; Togniniaceae. The record is from RefSeq and is a predicted model, not a curated record. The transcript is spliced from 2 exons.
AUGGCGACGCAAUACGAAGUUGAGCACGGCAUCAAGGCCUCCAACACGGCGCCCGGCCGCCGGCGGCAGGUCGACAUGUCCACCUUCACCUCGCACCUGCACUCCAUCUCCGGGUCGACUGAUGACCCCGCCGCGCCCGACGCCCAGCAGCACAACAACCCGCACGCGACGGCCAACCCGGUCGACAUGGCGGCGCUGUUCCGCCUCGUGCAGGACCAGAUGGGCACGCUGGCGCGCGACGCGCCCACCGAGGCCAACCGCCAGCUGCUGCAGGAGCUGAUCCUCUCGCUGGACGAGAGCAUCCUCAACCCGCCCUCCGACGUCCCCGGCGUCUCCCAGGAGUACCUCGACACGCUGGACCGCGUGCCCAAGAAGAGGCUCAAGGCCGACGAGAGCUGCCCCAUCUGCGCCGAGAAGUAUCUCGACGACCAGUACCCGCUCGUCGUCGAGCUGCCGUGCCACCACAGCCACCGCUUCGAUCUCGAGUGCGUGGGGCCCUGGCUGCAGAGCAAAGGCACUUGCCCGCUGUGCAGGAAGGACCUCACUAAGAAGAAGGAGGUGGUGGUGCAGGAUGACGAGGAGGAUGAUGACCCCGACAUGCUCUACGCAUGA